Molecule: messenger RNA, 1458 nt
Organism: Owenia fusiformis
Lineage: Eukaryota; Metazoa; Annelida; Polychaeta; Sabellida; Oweniidae
Source: the annotation of a GenBank genome assembly
AUGUUGAAACAUAUAAGAGAGUUGAUCGAAGGGAUAACACGAACAUUGCAGACAGUUGGUAUUAUGGAUAGAAAUGAAGGGAGAAAAAGAGCCGGGACUACUUCAGAUGUCGUUGACGUUGCCCCACAAAGUCGUAGAAGGCAUGGCAAUGUAACACCAGAGGAAGAUCUCUAUCUGUAUGAGCAUAUGCAGACAAAAAAAUCACGACGGGAACAGAAACAGUUAGAAAAGGAAUCAGACAUUCAACCUUUACUCUCUCAGACCUCAGAUGAACUUAUUAACGAAGAAGGUGAUAAUGAUAGUCAUGAAAAACAAGACAAUAAUUCCAAUAAACUUAAGAGCAUGUAUGACUAUAAUGACUUAACGGACAAUCUGAGUGCUUCUCCAGACAUUCCUAUAUCUCAUCAAAAUAAGAAUUCUCAAAGACCAAAAGUUCUGAAGUUAAAGGAUUCAUCUUCUUUCAUAGAGAAUAACACCAAAGGACGCAGAAAAACAAACAAUUCAGCAUAUACCAAAAGUAUAUACACACAAUCAUAUAAUUCGGAUAAUGAGACUGAACUGAGUUUGGGAGUAGGAAAUACAGACUUUGGGGAUUCAUCACGACCUGAAACUCCAUCUUGCAGUGAUGUAGAUGGAUCUAGUUCUGGAUUACGGAAUAUGACAGAAUUUGGAUCGAAUAUUGUUCAACAUGUUUACAUUCCACAGAGUCAGGGCCAGUUUCAUGAAGGUCGGGUGGUGAUAGAACGUAUGUUGGAGCAGAUUGAUGCAGAGAAAUGGCGUCGACCUCUUAGGAACCUCCUAAGUGUGUACUACAUGGAACAACCCAUCAGACAGGCCAUUGGCUUUCUUACACAUAUGUUUGACCAAGCUGUCAGAAUAGCCCAUGCUGAAAGAUCAAUAGACCAACUUGUUGAUCUUGAUGUGUCGAGGGUGCCACCUAUCUUCAACCUAGAUCACUGGCAUAGUUUGGUCCUAGCCCUAGGGUUUAACAUUGAGGAGCCAGAUACUUGUAAAAAUAUACGCGAUGCUACAGUGUUUGUACCAGUUAGUAUGAAGCCAUGUGUACCUGAAGGCUUUCUACUUCUUUUGCAGUCAUUAGCAGAUCUAGGAUUCUAUGACAUUAGGACGUUAUUGUCCUUAGACAAACAGCAUGCCCAACUUCUACUGCAUACAAUAAGCGAAGUCAGUUCUUCAUCCUCGGAUAUCUCACCAUGGAUAGGUCCCCUAUGGGAGAUGCAUCAGGGCUUUCUAGAGAAGCUUGGUUUCACUCGUGUACAACAGGGUAGCAGGAAACAUUUCACCUUUAAUAAUAAUGCACCUACUGCAAAGUUGGUCAGGGUCUAUAAUGUACUCUGUGGAAUGUACGGACAUUCAUUAGACAUUUUCAAUGGAGUAAAGGUUGUUCAAGAAGUCAUUAAACAUUUUAAAUGGAUCACAGGUUGUUCAAGAAGUCAUUAG